GUAAUUGCAUACCAUCGGCCUAACACUUGCCCGCCUAGUUCUCCCUCUUGCCCAUCCGUCGCUCUCUCACUCCAUUUCUCAAUUUCCGAAGAAAAGUGUGAGAAAAGGUUCUCCUGUAGUUUCCAUCGAAACCCAUGGGCAAAAAGGUAAAAUGGAGCUGGACCUCCGCAUUCAUCGGAGCAGCCUCAGCGACGGCUGUGGCUGCUCUCCUCAGCGCGAAACCCAAAGACCCAACUUUCCACCUCAUCUCCAUCAACCUCACUUCCUUCAAGCUCAAACUCCCCCACAUCGACGCCGAGCUAAUCCUCACCGUCCACGUCACCAACCCAAACAUUGCGCCGGUCCAUUACUCGUCCACCACCAUGUCCAUCUUCUACGAAGGGUCGUUACUAGGGGCAGCUCAGGUGAAAGCUGGGUCCCAGCCGCCCCGAUCUUGCCAGUUGCUGAAGCUGCCCACUCGGCUGGACGGGGUGGAGUUGGCUCACCACGCGGGGAAGUUUUUUGCUGAUGUGGCGAAAAGAGAGAUGUUGCUAGAUGCUAAGGUGGAUAUUGGCGGUAAGGCUAAGGUGUUGUGGUGGGACCAUAAGUUCAACGUCCACGUGGAUAGUCAUGUUACCGUUGAUCCUGUUUUUCUUGAUGUGAUUGAUCAGGAAAAUAAAUCCCAGUUGGAGCUUUUUGUUGCUUGAUAAUUGUAUGCUCUAACUUGUAGUACUAUGAUUUUGCCUUUGAUUUGUGGUAAUUUAUAUGCUCAAUGGUGUCAAA
Theobroma cacao (cacao) is the source of this 762-nucleotide messenger RNA. RefSeq names its product Late embryogenesis abundant (LEA) hydroxyproline-rich glycoprotein family. Gene Ontology annotation, biological process: response to desiccation; defense response to other organism. The record is from RefSeq and is a predicted model, not a curated record. NCBI's taxonomy places the organism in Eukaryota, Viridiplantae, Streptophyta, Magnoliopsida, Malvales, Malvaceae.